AUGGAUCGUAAUAAGUUAGGUUCCCGAGAAAACUAUAAACUGGAGUCAGAACUCUUGAAGACAAUUCGUAACAGAGGCAAAUAUCGACAUGAAAAUCAUGUAUCUGACUCGAAGGCCAUGCUAUGCCGCCAAGUCGGAAGAAAUGGUGAUAAUAUGUUCAAUCUGCUGGUCCGUUUGAUCUCACGGUUACUCGAUAAUCCUCCAGCGAACGCGGUUGAUCAUUUUGAAGAAUAUUGCCGACUAGUAAAAGUCGAAUUUCUUUCUACCCAACGCCAGUUUACCCGUUAUCACGUUGAGGCUUUAGCAGAAAAACAACGUGACCUAUCUGAACACAUCAUUAAUGCCUUGACCCAGUUCGAAAACGAAAAUAUCCGUCUGAAUUCAGAGCUAGGCAUGAUGAUUCAACGUGAUCUCAAUACGAUGGGCAGGGAUGUACCGUUCGGGUACGAAUACUUUAUCAGUGCGCAAAUUGGCCGAACUCUGCGCGAUGAAACCGAUGUAAAAUCGUGCCAAUUCUGGGGUGUUAUGAGGUCACUAGGUAGCGAUUAUUUCAUCUUGGAACUGGAGCAUCGGGAGAAAACUGUAGAUUUUUCCGCGCGUCUAGGCGUCAUCGGAAAGCAUCCAGAUAUCAUAACCAAUAUUAUUGAUUCGUUGGUGGAUGACACAUUACUCGAAUCUAGUCAAUCUGGGGAAUCUAUCCGUGGGUCUCUCUUACAGAAGAAACUUCCUCAACAGAUGCUCAUGGAAAUACUAGAAAAAUUGGACAUUGCGGAUAGUGAAAUUGAACAGGAUAACAUACAAAAGGACAUGCAUUUAUUACUCACUGAAUUGAUCGAACGUGUAUCGCGUGAUUCCCUCAGGUCAUCAGCAUCUUCUUCGUCAGAUUUUGAAAAUUCAUGCUCCUCCGAACCACAUUUGCCAACAUCUUCACAACAGUCUACAGCUUCAUUACUCCGCGCCCAGCUGGAAAGAAUGCAGGUCGAGGCACAACUGAAUAGACGGUCGUACUUAGUGACCACAAAUCCUUGCACUAAACCAUGGCACCGACUACCAGAGGUCACUCUGGAACAGAUUGGGGCAGCCGAACGACUCAGAGUGUUCCUCGUAGGAGAUCUCAAAGCAAAAGUACGAGGUCCUGGGCAACCAUUUGUCGAUUUGGAAGAGAAUUUGCUGCGGGUAUUGAUCGCCAAAAUUUCCACCCACCGGGAUGGUCACAUUGAUGGAUCGGAGACUAAUAUUUGCCUGCAAAAGUGCCUCUCCGGAAUGUAUGGUUCGAUGACCGAAUAUAAUCAUGAAAUGCUUCAAGAAAAAUCUGACCAUUGGUUAAAACGAAAAGAGCAAGGAAUGCAUUAUUGGACGUCGGAAAAUUGGCCAGGGCUAUGCGCUUUCCUCGAUGGAGAACAAUUUCGUAGUAGCUAUUUUGGUUGGGGUCUAGAAAAACAAAGUCAUUGGUACAGUCCUAUCGUGCGUAUACCUGAAAUGAGGGCCGAAUACGUGGCCGGGGUGGUCCUGGAAGUGAAUGAGAAAAACGAAAACGAGUUAAAAUCGGGCGACGAUCAAACUGUUGUUAUUGUAAACGAAUGA
Molecule: messenger RNA, 1584 nt
Organism: Anopheles coustani
Lineage: Eukaryota; Metazoa; Arthropoda; Insecta; Diptera; Culicidae
Exons: 2
Coding region: 1-1584 (527 amino acids)
Biological process (GO): cilium assembly; cilium movement involved in cell motility; axoneme assembly
Cellular component (GO): radial spoke; axoneme
Source: RefSeq, a predicted model, not a curated record